AUGUCACGCGCUGGUGCCAAGAAGGGUCGACGGAUGCCCGGUGCUGAGUUCAGCUGGGAUGCUGAUCCGGGCGGCGAGCCCGACACAGCUCCCACGCCUUUGUACCCGAAAUACGUCGUUCCUCUCGCUCGCAAGUUAAACCCUCGAGAACAAUCCCAGGUCGACUACUACCGGGGGCUCCGUGAACGGUUCCACGAAGGGCCCUACUACUCUGUCCUCGAUGCAUCCUCCUCCACUGCCAAGAAAGGCAGCGCCGCGCGCGUCAACUUCGACCCAUUCCACGGCAUGCCCACCUACUCGGGGCGCUACCAAAAGAAGCGGCGGACGUUACCCAAGAUCUCAGGGCAGUCAUACCACUUGAAUUUCUUUCCCCGCGAGUUCUGGCAGACCCUCCAACCCAACUUCCGGCCUGGCGGUAUGAUGGACGGCUACGAAGCACAAAUGCCCCGAGCUGGUGUCAAGCGCGGGUUUGAAGACGAGGAAGAUGAAGCCGAAGAUGACGCAGCGAAGCGACGAGCAGCUGGGGGAGAGGAGGACGAGGGCGAGGGCGAGGUAGAUGCCGACGAAGGGGAGCUGCUGGAGGGAGAGGAGGACCAAGAAGAAGAGAUUGUGGACGACGACUUUGAGGAUGACGACGACGAGAUGGGGGGCGACUACAAUGCCGAGCAAUACUUUGAUGGCGGAGACGACGAUUUCGGGGACGAUGACGGCGGUGGCGGUGACGAGGACACAUAUUGA
Molecule: messenger RNA, 738 nt
Organism: Penicillium alfredii
Lineage: Eukaryota; Fungi; Ascomycota; Eurotiomycetes; Eurotiales; Aspergillaceae
Product: DNA-directed RNA polymerase III subunit C31
Exons: 3
Coding region: 1-738 (245 amino acids)
Biological process (GO): transcription by RNA polymerase III
Cellular component (GO): RNA polymerase III complex
Source: RefSeq, a predicted model, not a curated record